UGUACGGUAUUAUAGUAUAAGAUGCCUUCUAAUGCAUGAAAAGAAAGGUUUCGACAUUGACGACACACGCAUCGGUUUUUGUCAAGAUACAUGCUUUUGGUUGAACAGAUUUAAUGGAUUCAAUAGAUUUAAUGGUUGCAAAAAAUAGUGACAUUCGGUGCUGUUAGGAGCUGUGCUGUUAGGAUUCGACUUGAAGAUUCUGCGGAGAAGGAGAUACCAAAUGACGAGCAGGGCACGCAAAGCAAAAAUUUCAUCGCUGCGAGCUGCGAUUUGAGUGUCUUCAAUAUUUUCUAUCUGCAUGUACAAACUAUGGCUCGGGAGUACUUUGAUGAGAGUCUGUUCGUAGACGGUUCGAGUGUGUUGAACUCUGACGAGGUUGGGGUCAGUAACGAUGCCGAUCAGUUUCUGGUGGAAAAAUAUGGUAUUCCGACGAGCACAGUGUGCUCGGACAAAAUAUCGAUAAACCCUCCUGUGCCGUGUGGCGGCAUAAACAUUUACACGAUGAAUAAGCGGAACAAGGAAACUCGGCAAACUUAUCGAUUUCGUCAAAUAAAUGUGAGUGACGCCUUGGAAAGCGAACCGAUUGAAAUAGCCGAGCUGAAGGACUCUAAAAUAGCGUUAGACGUCAACCCGAAUAUUAGCUCACUCGAGUGUGCCAUAAUGACAAAAUAUUUUGCUGUACACAACGAUAUCGUCAUUACUCAUGGCUUGUAUCGACUCAUCGAGCCUCACUUUCAAGACGGCAGAGCGUGGUUUUUAACCGAAGGACUCGAAGAUACAAUCGUUCAAAAUUCAUUGGGAGAGCUUAUAAAGAAUAAAGAAAUCUUAAACGUGCCUAAUGUUUCGUAUUUCGGUCCUGCCAUCGAUCUUUAUUGAGAGGAUUUUUUUCGGGUAUGCAAUUCCACUGUAAUUGAGACGUUAACUGUGAGAACAGGAAAACAAACCUUCAGUCAGAGUCAUCCAGCAAGUCUGUCUCGAUCUUUUAUUUUU
Molecule: messenger RNA, 990 nt
Organism: Venturia canescens
Lineage: Eukaryota; Metazoa; Arthropoda; Insecta; Hymenoptera; Ichneumonidae
Exons: 1
Coding region: 310-876 (188 amino acids)
Source: RefSeq, marked provisional